CAAACAGCGGAGCGGAUCCUGUAGCGCCUUGGUGGCCUUGAAUGGAGCGGAGCGCCGGACGGAGAGCAGCUCGCUGAGGGGAGAGAAACAGAGGAAAAGAGGGGCUGUAGAGAAGCCGGACACCGGGACUGUGGAGAUCGCGGUCUGGGAGCGAAAAGACGAGCAGGCCGGUCGAGUGGUGUGAAAACAAAGCGGCGCAGUGAUCUAGGAAGAGAUGGCGGAGGUUAGCGAGGUGUUGAUGUCAGUCCUGUCCACGGUGCGGGUGCCCAGGCCCGGGGACCGAGUCCAUAAGGACGAGUGCGCCUUCUCAUUCGUCUCCCCUGAGAGUGAGGGUGGCUUGUAUGUUUGCAUGAACAGUUUUCUCGGCUUUGGGGGUCAGUUUGUGGAGAGACACCACGCCCGAACUGGACAGAGGGCCUAUCUACACAUCACCCGCACCCGCAAGGCCCAGAAAGAGGAUGACAACAGUUCCGGUUCAGGUGACCCACCAAAGAAGAAGCCCACUCGACUGGCCAUAGGUAUCGAGGGCGGGUUCGAUGUUGAGCAGGAGCAGUAUGAGGAAGAUGUCAAGGUUGUCCUUUUUCCAGACAGACAGGAGGUGACAUCGGAGGACCUGGCCACCAUGCCUGACGUAGUGAGAGAGCGAGUGUCUCUGUCGAUGGCAGGGUUGCUGGCUGCAGACUCGGUGUCUCACGCUCUGCAGGUGCAGCAGUGGGACGGUGAAGUGCGGCAGGAGUCCAAACACGCAGCUGAGCUCAAACAGCUCGACAACGGAGUCAAAAUUCCUCCCAGUGGGUGGAGGUGCGAGGUGUGCGACCUUCAGGAGAAUCUCUGGAUGAACUUGACUGACGGGAAGGUCCUGUGUGGUCGGAGAUAUUUUGAUGGCUCAGGGGGCAAUAACCAUGCCCUUCAGCACUUCCAGCAGACCGGAUACCCACUGGCUGUCAAACUGGGUACUAUUACGCCGGAUGGAGCUGACGUCUAUUCGUAUGAUGAAGAUGACAUGGUGUUGGACUCGAAGCUGGCUGAGCACCUCUCUCACUUUGGCAUUGAUAUGAUGACCAUGGAGAAGACGGAGCGCACUAUGACGGAGUUGGAAAUCGCAGUGAACCAGCGUGUGGGCGAGUGGGAGGUGAUCCAGGAGUCCGGUGCCACUCUGAGGCCACUGUGGGGCCCCGGGCUCACAGGCAUGAAGAACCUGGGGAACAGCUGCUACCUCAACUCCGUCAUGCAAGUGCUCUUCACCAUCCCCGACUUCCAGGAAAAGUACGUCUCCAGCUUUGCCAAGAUUGUAGAUGAAGCUCCAGGUGACCCCACGCAGGACUUUAAAACACAAGUAGCAAAACUGGGCUAUGGUUUACUCUCGGGGGAAUACUCUAAGCCUACUCCUGACCCGGGGGAUGACCCCAGCGCGUCCUCUGAACCCAGGGGGGACCAGGUUGGAAUAGCACCUCGCAUGUUCAAAGCCCUCGUGGGGCGGGGCCACCCUGAGUUUUCCACCAAUCGGCAGCAAGAUGCCCAGGAGUUCCUCCUUCACUUCAUUAACAUGGUGGAGCGGAACUGCCGGUCCGGUCCGAACCCAUCUGAAGCAUUCCGGUUCCUGGUGGAGGAAAGGAUUGUGUGCCAGCAGUCUCAGAAGGCCAAGUACACCCAACGAGUGGACUACAUAGUUCAGCUACCUGUGCCCAUGGACCAGGCCACCAACACGGAGGAGUUACAGGAGGCUGAGCGUUUACGUGAGGAGGCGGAAGCAUCCGGAAAUCCUCCACCUGCAGCUCCUCGUGCUCGAAUCCCAUUCUCUGCCUGCUUAGACGCUCUGAGUGAACCAGAAACGCUCACAGACUUCUGGAGCUCAGCAGUGCAGGGCAAGACCACUGCCACCAAGACCACACGCUUUGCUUCGUUCCCCGACUAUCUCGUCAUCCAAAUUAAGAAGUUUACUUUUGGCCUGGACUGGGUCCCUAAAAAACUGGAUGUUAGUAUUGAUGUUCCUGAUACACUGGAUCUGAGCGCGCUCCGUGGGACUGGACAGCAGCCGGGGGAGGAGCUUCUGCCAGAGGUGGCCCCGCCCCCUCUCAUGACCCCUGACGUGGAGGUCAAAGGUAUCCUGGGUUCCCGCGGCAACGAGGAGGACGACUCUCUCUACUCCCCACUGCUGUCUCCGGUGCUGGACGACUCCACUGUAUCUCAGCUGUGUGAGAUGGGCUUUCCUAUGGAGGCCUGCAGGAAGGCAGUGUAUUAUACAGGCAACACUGGCAUCGACGCUGCUAUGAACUGGGUGAUGAGCCACAUGGAUGAUCCAGAUUUCUCCGCCCCCUUCGUGUUGCCUGGCUGUAGCUCUGGCCCUGGGUCCACACCCACAGAAAGUGCCUCUGAAGAGCACCUGGCGACCAUCGUUUCCAUGGGAUUCAGCCGAGAUCAAGCUUCGCGUGCUCUCAGAGCUACUAGUAAUGUCCUGGAGCGGGCUGUGGACUGGAUCUUCUCUCACCUGGAUGAUCUAGAGUCUAUGGAGGUGUCAGAAGGGGGGCGCUCGGAGGGAGGCAGUGAAGCCAGCCGUGACCCCCCACCCGGACCACGUGUCCGAGACGGACCGGGAAAGUAUGAGCUGUUUGCUUUUAUCAGUCACAUGGGCACGAGCACAAUGUGUGGUCACUACGUCUGCCACAUCAAAAAGGACCAACAGUGGAUAAUCUUCAACGAUCAAAAAGUGUGUGCCUCUGAGAAACCACCGAAGGACCUGGGCUACCUGUACUUCUACCGGAGAGUGGCUGAAUAGAAGACUUUACACGUACAAACAAACACCUCUGUCUUAGCUGCUGAGGGGGGCCGGGGUGGGGCGUACUCAAGCUUCUCAACU
Colossoma macropomum (tambaqui) is the source of this 2857-nucleotide messenger RNA. RefSeq names its product ubiquitin specific peptidase 5 (isopeptidase T) (gene usp5). The transcript has 20 exons. Gene Ontology annotation, molecular function: cysteine-type deubiquitinase activity; zinc ion binding; protein binding. The record is from RefSeq and is a predicted model, not a curated record. Bases 215 to 2776 code for a protein of 853 amino acids. Gene Ontology annotation, biological process: protein deubiquitination. NCBI's taxonomy places the organism in Eukaryota, Metazoa, Chordata, Actinopteri, Characiformes, Serrasalmidae.